AUGUCUGCUUCGUUACCUUCAGAUGAGGUUGCUGGCGACUAUAAAGAGGCCUUGGAAGAUCUCAUCACGAAUGACAGACAUCAAAUCGCCAACUUGACUAUGAUCGCCAAGGAAAACAUUGAGCAUGCUCAAGCGAUUGCUAGAACGCUUAUAUUACAUAUAAAGAAGGCUCCUCCAGCUCGAAAAUUACCAGCUCUUUACGUCCUCGAUUCGCUUGUUAAGAACGUCGGCUCUCCGUAUACAGUGUACUUCGGCAAUGGCUUGCACGAAACCUUUAUGCUCGCUUAUUCACAAGUUGACCAGAAUGUUCGUCGAAAGCUUGAGGAAAUGCUCAAGACUUGGCGGGAGCCAGUACCAGGAUCGUUGUCAAAUACUCCAGUCUUCCCACUCACAAGCACUCAAUCAAUCUAUGAGGCUCUCAGUAGAUUCAGGGCUGGUACCGGUGCUAGACCUCCACAGCAACAGAUUCGACUUCCAAAUAUGAUCCAAGCUCAAGCUCUUCAAUAUCGACAGACGCCUACACCUCAGCCGCCUAUGUCUUAUCAACCACCGCCAAUCAAUGUACAGCAGCCCACGCCGACACCUCCACCACAACCACAACCAUACUACCAGCAACCUCCCAUACCGGUAUCAACUCCGCAGCUGUAUUCAAUGCCUCAACAAGCUGCUGGACCGCCACGAAAUUAUGUACAGUCGCCAUUUCCACAGAUACACUAUCCACAGCAGAAUAUCCAGGCAAGGACUGGCAUUGAUCUAUCUAAGCUACACGUAGACAUAGACGAUCUGACGACUGAUGCGAAGAUAGAUUGUAUGACACAUCCUAUGGAUCAGGCAAAAUCGAAAAAGCUUGAGACCUUACAAAGUUUGAAGGCAUUCUUGGAUAGUGGUAACUUAGGCGAGCAAGAUCUUCGCGAUGUCCGUGACACUAUCACAAAAGAGAUGGAGAAGCGAAACGCCGAGAAACUGGCUGCACAAAGUCUUAAUCAAAUACAACCGCAGCAGAAUCCUUACGCUCUCCCAACACCGCAGUGGCAAGCACCAAAUGGACAUCAGCAGAAUUAUGCAACGCCAUACCCCCAGCAGUCAGCAUAUGCGCCAGUGCAACCUCCACAGCAAUACCAACAGCCUCCACCACAAACACCGGCAUUUCUUGGACAAACGAACCUGGCAGAGUUGUUACGAAAAACACAGAACGAGGCAAAUUCUGCUCAGCAUUACGCGAUUCCGGCAUCAAGUACGCCGACGAUGGCGUCUGCAGUGCCGGCACCCAGUACUGGUACAAUGUCGUUACUAGAUCAAAUUCGAGCUUCGGGCAUAUUGUCCAAGGUCGCAACCCCACAAAGCAACACGCCUACAAUGCCUUUUGCUACGCCGUUCACCGACGACGUACCAUUCACGUCAGCUGCCAUUAAAAUACCACGGCCGCAUUUGGUGCUGAAGUUCAUGAACGAGAAGCCCAAUCAGUGCAGCACAUGUGGGCGAGGAUUCACUUCGGAUGAUGGUGGCAAGGCUAAAAAGGAGAAGCAUCUCGACUGGCACUUCAAGACAAAGACACGAUCUUUAGAGGCUGAGCAGCGUGGGCAAAACAGAUCGUGGUAUGUGGAUGAACACGAAUGGAUUGCGAACAAAGAAUACGAGGACGACCUUGGACUGGAAGAGGUUGUUGCGACCACAAAUGGUCAUGCAGGAGCCUCAGCAGCAAAGAAAGAACAGGAUUUCGUACGAACUCCUAGUGACCCUGCCUAUCGUAAUGCUACGUGCCCUAUAGACCAAGAGCCAUUUAAGAGCGAAUGGUCGGCAGACAUACAAGACUUUAUUUGGCGCGAUGCCGUUAGAGUAGGCGAUAGAUACUACCACGCAUCAUGUUAUCGAGAAGCGAUAAAAGCCAGAGAAGCACUCACUGCACAGCCAAAUCGAGUCGGCACGCCAUCAUCGAACAUGGGUCACAGAAGGACGGCGACGCCAGACUCAAUCCUUGGAAAAAGGAAAGCAGAUGACUAUGAGCCUGGGUCUGCAUCGAAAUCACGUCUGAAAGUGGAGGUUUAG
This is a messenger RNA of Lithohypha guttulata, 2046 nucleotides long. It is a transcript of the gene PCF11, whose product is annotated as mRNA 3' end processing factor. Gene Ontology annotation, biological process: termination of RNA polymerase II transcription. NCBI's taxonomy places the organism in Eukaryota, Fungi, Ascomycota, Eurotiomycetes, Chaetothyriales, Trichomeriaceae. The transcript is spliced from 3 exons. Gene Ontology annotation, cellular component: cytoplasm; mRNA cleavage factor complex. The record is from RefSeq and is a predicted model, not a curated record. Bases 1 to 2046 code for a protein of 681 amino acids. Gene Ontology annotation, molecular function: mRNA binding; RNA polymerase II complex binding.